AUGAGAAGAAAUGGAUCAGCACUUGAAACAAGACUAUUGCGAUUAGGUGAAAUACUAUUUGUUGUAACAACUACAACGUUAGAGGACGAAACAACAACUUUAGAUGAAGCCACAAUAGUGGUAAUUACUUUCGUGGAAGAAUUUUCAGUGGUAGUAAUUAAUAGCGUGGCGGAAGUUGCCAAAGUGGAUGUAAAAUAUUUUACAGAG
Ambispora leptoticha is the source of this 207-nucleotide messenger RNA. The record is from the annotation of a GenBank genome assembly. Lineage: Eukaryota; Fungi; Glomeromycota; Glomeromycetes; Archaeosporales; Ambisporaceae.